AUGGCCAGUCAAUUAUCACCUCCGCCAGGAGGCAAGACGGUGCUGCUAUUCGGUUGCCAGGCCGUGCAGUUCGACGCCAACGACUUCCAGCAGCUGCGGCGCGUCAUUCUGGACACGCCCGACAACCACUGGGUGCUGGACGUCCUGGCAGAGCUGCCCGUCUACUGGCGCACCGCCGCCACCAAGUACCUGCCGAAGCUGCAGGCGCUGCCGGGUGAGCAGCAGCUGCGCGACCUGAACCAGUGGAUCCGCACCGGCAAAGUCGCCGACCGCCACUUCCCGCUGCCCUACCUGCAGCAUGCCCCGCUGCUGAUGAUCACCCACCUGCUGCAGUUCGCGCGCUACCUGCAGCUGACGCACCCGGAUUACGCGGCUCACGGCGUUGUUGACGCCGAGACGAGCACCGUCGUGGAGAUCGUGGGGUUCUCCUUUGGCUUUCUCAGCGCCGCAGUCGCUUCGACCGUCACAAAUCAGAGCCAGUUGCGAGAGUAUGGGGCCGUGGGAAUUCGGUUGGCGACCCUGCUGGGCGCGCUCGGCGAUGAACAGGAGAGCCGCGAGAAGUAUACCUCGCUGUCGACCGUGUGGAAGAAACCCGAGUUGGAGGGGGAGCUGGUUCGAGUGCUGGAGCAGCAUCCGGAGGCGUAUAUCACGGUUCGAUAUGAUACGAACCGCGCGACUAUCAUGACGCCACGGAAGGGGCUGGGCCGGCUGCAGCAAGCGCUCCAGACAGCCGGAUUUUCCGCAUACCACAUCAACUUCAACGGACGCUAUCAUUGGCCGGGGCAUCAGAAACUAUUGCAUACGCUUGAGCAGAUGUGUGAGGCGGAUCCCGCGUUACAGCUGCCAGAUGCAUCGCAGUUGCCACGGCACACAUGGACCAACAUCACCAAUGAGCCCAUCUACGAGGGUCCACUGCACCAGGUGGUUCUGCGCUCCAUAUUGGCCCAGCAGUGUCAAUGGAGUCCCACGUUUGCGGCUGUGCAUCGGGCCCAACUUGAAAACACGCAGUCGAUCGUGGUGGAGUUUGGCUCUGAGCGCUGCGUUCCCCCGACAUUCAUGCGCACGCUCGGUAGCCGCGUGGUGCACUAUAUGGACUUGAACCUGGACUUCCAGUCGCGCGUCUCGCCACUUCAGUCGACCCCGACGAUAUAUGAUGACGACAUUGCCGUGGUGGGCAUGGCUUGCCGGGUCGCUGGUGCCGACGAUCUCGAGGAGUUCUGGAAGCUCUUGUGCGCGGGCGAAUCGCAGCACCGGGAGCUGCCGCCGGAACGGUACAAAGACUAUGAGACCCCGUGGAGGCCAGGCGCGAUUCGCCCUUGGUGGGGCAACUUUGUCAACGACAUCGAUGCCUUCGAUCACAAGUUCUUCAAGAAGGUGCCGAGGGAGGUCAUGUCCCAGGAUCCACAGCAACGGUUGUUUCUGCAGGUCGCAUACCAGGCUCUCCAGCAGGCGGGCUACUUCCACAAGAAGGAUGCUACCAAGGACAUCGGGUGCUAUGUCACCUGUUGUACCGUGGACUAUGAGCAUAACGUCAAUUGCCAUCCGGCUACGGCCUAUGCUGCCACGGGUCUGUUGCGGAGCUUCAUGGCUGGUAAGGUGAGCCAUUACUUCGGAUGGCGCGGGCCGGCGCUGUGCAUUGACACCGCAUGUUCGGGCUCCGCCGUUGCGCUGCACCACGCCUGCAGGGCCAUCCUCAAUGGUGACUGCAAAGCUGCGCUGGUUGGGGGCGCCAAUGCUCUCACGAGUCCGCUGGCAUUUGAUAAUUUGAACGGAGCGUCAUUUGUCUCCCCCACCGGACCUUGCAAGCCGUUCGAUGCAAAGGCCGAUGGCUAUUGCCGCGGCGAGGGCUUUGCAGCGAUCUUCAUCAAGAAGAUGUCCGACGCGUUGGCUGAUGGUGACACAAUCCUGGGCACCAUCGCUGGCACCGCGGUGGAGCAGAAUGACAACUGCACCCCGGUGGUGGUCCCUCAUGCGCCGUCGCUGGCAGGCUUGUUUGACAAGGUCAUUCGUCAGGCCCACAUCCGCCCGCAUGAAAUAUCGGUUGUCGAGGCUCAUGGCACCGGAACACAAGCGGGUGACCCGGCCGAAUAUAGCAGCGUGAGACAGGUAAUGGGUGGUCCACAACGAGCAGUCCCCCUGACGCUGGGGUCAGUCAAAGGGCUGGUUGGACAUACGGAAAGUGUCUCUGGCAUGGUAGCGCUGGUCAAGGUACUCCUGAUGAUUCACGAAGGAAAGCUCCCGCCCCAACCGAACUUCCACAACUUGAACCCACACAUCCAGGCGGCUGCCGACGAUCAGAUCGAGAUCACCACCCAGUUAAAGCCAUGGCAAGCGGAUUUUCGCGCAGCACUAAUCAAUAAUUACGGUGCCUGUGGGUCGAAUGCCUCCAUGGUAGUCACUCAGCCACCUGGCUUUCGGACCGGGAGCGGUGCCUCUGCUAUUCAUGCCCCCGGCAUCUCCCUUCCCUUCAGAUUCUGUGGUUUAGACGAGCACCGUCUGCGUGAUUAUGCACGAAAGUUCUACAGUCUCUUGCAGCAUCAGGCCGUUUCUGCGAGCCAUCUCGCGUCUCUGGCUAAUGUCUCGUUCAACGUUGCUCGCCAAUGCAGCCCAACUCUCGACAGGCACCUGAUAUUCAGCUGCAGUUCACUGGUAGAGCUUGAGUCGCGGCUGCUUUCCGUCGUUGAUGGGGACGAAAGUCGAGUUAUUCGCAUGGCCAAGACCACCCGCCCCGUGAUUCUAUGUUUUGGGGGGCAGGUGUCAACUUCGGUCGGUUUGGAUCGCACCGUUUACGACACAAUGCACGUUCUGCGCAAUCAUCUCGAUGGCUGCAGCAGGAUACUAGAGUCGCUCGGGUACGACAGUCUCUACCCUGGUAUCUUUGAGUCCACCCCAAUCGCCGAUCAAGUCAAGAUACAGACACAGCUGUUUGCUUUGCAGUAUGCCAGCGCUCGCUCCUGGAUAGACUGUGGCCUUCCAGUAGCGGCCGUCAUUGGCCAUAGCUUUGGAGAGUUAACUGCCCUCUGCGUAUCCGGGGCACUGUGCCUUGAGGAUGCGCUAGUCCUAGUCGCUAGACGGGCGACUCUGAUUCGGGACAGUUGGGGACCAGACCCUGGGGCCAUGAUUGCUGUAGAGGGCGAGCUCCACGAGGUUGAACAUCUGCUAGCCAAAGCCACGAAAUCUGUCUCGACUGAAACAUCCCCCUCCAGCAUCGCCUGUAUCAACGGCCCACGUAGCUAUACGUUAGCUGGAGCAACAGAAGCGAUGAACGCAGUACGUGUUAUGCUUUCCACGCAGCCAGCAUUCUCUCGUCUCAAACACAAAUGCUUGGACGUCACCAAUGCAUUCCACUCGUCAUUGGUCGAUUCCCUCGUUCCAGACUUGAAGAGGAUAAGUGACGGAUUGAUGUUCCGCGAGCCGCAGUUGCACCUGGAGCGGGCCACGGAAGAGCCAUGCACUGGUGUCCCCUCUCCGACCAUUGCAGCUGAGCAUCUCAGAAAGCCGGUGUACUUCAGUCAGGCUGUCAAUCGCCUAGCAGAGAGGUACAAGUCGUGCAUAUGGCUCGAGGCCGGUUCCAACUCAACCAUUACUUUGAUGGCCAGUCGGGCGUUGGCAUCAAGUGCUGCCUCAAACCAUCAAUUCCACUCCGUCAACAUCACGAGCAAAAAUGGGGUCCAGAGUCUGACCGACAACACAAUCGCUCUCUGGAAGGAGGGAAUUUCUGUCUCCUACUGGGCACAUCAUUCGUCGCAGACGCCCGAGUAUGACUUCGUCUUUCUCCCACCCUAUCAAUUUGAGAAGUGUAGACACUGGAUGGACAACAAGCCGUUACCCGCAAGUAGCCCCAGCAAAGCGACUGUGUCGGGCCACAUAGGUGCACAAACAGCGCCUCUCGCCCCAGCUUCAUUCAUGCUCGAUACUGUGGUUGAGGCACUGAGAAGCUUACCAGAAGGUAAAGACAGAGUACCGCAAGUAAAGAAUAUCACCAGUGAUGCACCGCUGGGGCUGGACGAGACACAAAAUGUGUACAUUACACUCACCGCUCAGAGCACGGAAAAGACAUUCUGGGACAUGGAAUUCACCAGCGAAAAUCCCGAAAAGGGUGCACGGUCACGGGUAGUCCAUUGUGCUGGUCGGAUCAAGAUGUUCAAGGCCGAUGAUCCCGCGCUCCAGGGCGAAUUCUCCCGGUACGGUCGCUUGGUCAGUCACCGUCGAUGCCGUGAACUUCUCGACAGCUCCGACGUAGAUGACAUCCUGCAAGGUCGCAAUGUGUACCGCGCCUUUUCCGAAGUUGUGGACUACGCUGAGCCCUACCGUGGCGUCCAUAAGUUGGUCGGCAAGGGCAAUCAGUCAGCCGGCCGAGUGGUGAAAAAGUAUUCUAGUCAGACCUGGGCGGACACGUUUCUGUGCGACUCAUUCAGCCAAGUAGGAGGUUUCUGGAUCAACUGUAUGACCGAUCGGCCAGUGUCCCAGAUUUACAUCGCCAGUGGCAUGGAGCAGUGGAUGCGUACACCGUUGUAUGCUGACCCAAGCACGCCGCGUCCUGAGACCUGGGAUGUGCUAGCAACACAUGAACGAGGAGAUGGCUUCUACACCACUGAUAUCUUUGUCUUUGACCCGGAAAAAGGCCAACUGGUAGAAACGUUCAUUGGGAUGAAAUACUCAUGUGUGCCAAAGGCAGUCUUCAGCAAGAUCCUCAGCAAGCUGGGGUCGACUAGUGAUCCAGUCUCCAAAGCAAAGAAGGCAAAGGCACAGACUUCCGACCUGGUCGUACGCAUCAAGGGCGUGGUUGCCGAUUUUUGUGCUGUCGAUCCCAGCGAAAUUCACGAUGACGGCAAUAUAGCUGAUGCUGGCGUUGAUUCUUUGAUGGCAAUGGAGUUGGCACGCGAGAUGGAAGAAGUGUUCAAGUGUACGCUGCCAGCAACCGAACUUAUGGAGGCGGAGACGUUCCGUGACCUCGUCCGUGCGGUGCAAAGAGCUAUGGGAAUCGACACAGUUGAUGAGGCAGAAGAUAUAGAUGAAACCAGCGAGAGUGGCACUACCUCCUAUACCGAGUGUGAAACAGAGUCAGAUGCGGCAGUUGACGCUGGUACCACCGAGUCUGUGACUAGCAUGAGCACUGACACGCCCGAGCUACAUCUGCCGCACGACAAAAUCUUAGAGGCAUUCGCUGAAACCAAAGCCUUGACAGAUCAGUUUCUCUCGGAAAACAACUGCAGCGGGCGCGUGCUUAGCUUCAACCCAGUCCAGAUGCAACUCUGCGUGACGCUGACUCUGGAGGCAUUCGAGGAGCUGGGUUCAUUCAUUCGAAGUGCGCAACCAGGUCAGCCGCUCGAGCGGAUCAAAUUUGAUGCCCAGCACGAAGAGCUGGUGGAAUACCUCUAUUCCCGAUUGGAGGAAGCUCGGCUGGUAGAGUUGGAUGAAGGAACGGUGACUCGUACGAGCUUGGAGUGGACCAGGAUGUCUAGCACUGCCAUUCUCGACGAAAUCAGUCGGACCUACCCUGAGUUCGUAGGUGCCAGCAAGCUUGCCUUUUAUACAGGAAGCAAACUGGCAUCGGUGUUACGCGGCGAACAAGAUGGUCUUCAGCUGAUUUUCGGGACAAAAGAAGGACAGGAGCUUGUAUCAUGGAUGUACGGUGAUGAAUCGCACAACGUGAGUGGUUACAAGCAAAUGCUGGAUUUCAUUCAGCGGCUCGUACACAAGCUUGGCAGUCGUUCGGGGACAGGUCCGCUGAAAAUCCUCGAAAUGGGGGCUGGUACCGGAGGAGGUACAAAAUGGUUCCUUCCCGUGUUGGCCAAGCUUGGUGUUCCCGUCGAAUAUACCUUCACCGACAUCUCCCCUGCCUUUCUGGCGCAAGCCCGUCGGCGCUUCAAAGAAUAUCCCUUCGUGCAGUACCGUGUGCAUGACAUCGAGAAGCCUCCGGCAGACGAUUUAGUUGGGACUCAGCAUAUCAUUAUCGCCAGUAAUGCUGUGCAUGCAACCUCGAAUCUGCAGGUGUCAACCGGAAAUAUGCGUCGGGCAUUACGACCCGACGGGGUGGUCUUGAUGCUCGAGAUGACUCGACCACAGUUCACAAUUGAUAUCGUCUUUGGGCUCUUCCAUGGCUGGUGGGUAUUCAAUGAUGGGCGAAACCAUGCUAUCACUAGCGAGAACCGCUGGGAAGCCGACCUCCAUGCCGUCGGUUACGGCCACGUGGACUGGACAGAUGGUCAUUCGGCUGAAGCGAGCGUCCAACGAGUGCUCUUUGCUACUUCUACCGGAGAGCAACGUGAACGGCUUCCGCUGGGGCCGAAUAUGUCUCAUGUGAGCCUCCUUGCCAGUGUUGACAAUGUUGCUCGAAAGCAGGCGACUGACAAGUAUAUCCGUCGCAGCAUUGAAGGCUUUACCGGACCGACAGUGACCCAUAGUCCAGUGACUGGACCGGUCGCUGUUUUAGUUACGGGGGCCACGGGCAGCUUGGGCUCUCACAUAGCUGCAUAUUUGGUGCAGCUGCAUGAAGUUAGUCGGGUCAUCUGCCUCAACCGACGGGGGAAGGAGGAUCCGUUUAACCGACAGAAGAAGGCUUUUUCAGAUCGAGGUCUUACUUUGACCUCCAACGACUUUGACAAAAUCACGGUGAUUGAAACAGAUGCGCAAGACGUAAAGCUUGGGCUCUCAGACGAGCAGCAUCAAUUUGUACAGGAUACCGUUACACAUAUCAUCCACAACGCUUGGCCGAUGAACGGUGCCCGGGGCCUGUCCGGGUUUGACUCUCAAUUCCGAACCAUGCGGCACCUGGUCGAUCUAGCACGCGACAUCGCGUCUGUCCGACCUGCAAAGACUCGGAUUGGUUUUCAGUUCAUAUCUUCCAUUAGUACGGUCGGAUUUGGUCCUCUCGUGACGGGUAAGCCAGAAAUUCCGGAGGAUCAAAGCGUGAUUGACUGGGUGUUGGCCAAUGGAUACGGCGAAGCAAAGUUUGUCUGUGAGCAGAUUCUUCAUCAGACCUUGCAGACAUAUCCGGACCGGUUCAAUGCCAUGGUGGUACGACCUGGUCAAAUUGCAGGGUCAUCGCUCAGCGGGUACUGGAAUGCUGCGGAGCAUUUACCCGCUCUGCUGAAAUCGGCCCAGACACUGAAGGCAUUGCCUGAUUUUGGCGGGGUGUUGUCUUGGACGCCUGUCAACACUGUCGCAGCCACUCUAGGCGAGCUUCUCUUCGCCGACAAGGCCCAUCCCGUCUAUCAUGUUGAUAAUGCGGCUCGUCAACCGUGGCGAGAGAUGACGCCCAUUCUUGCGCAGGAGCUGGGAAUUCCCCUUGGCAAUUUGCUCCCGUUCUCAGAGUGGAUUGAACGAGUUGAGGCCUUUGCUGGUUCACGAGAAGACAACCCGGCAUGUGUGAUGGCGGACUGGUUGGCUGGCAACUUCGAGCGCAUGUCUUGCGGGGGAUUGCUGUUGGCGACAACGCGUGCCCAGCGAGACGCGUCCACGCUGCGGAGCCUGGGGCCUGUUGAUCAGAGGACAGUGCGGGGAUACGUGCAAUACUGGCGUCGGACGGGGUUCUUAAUAUGAAUAUAAGUCAAAAUUUUUCCUAACGUCAGUAGUGUGGUCUCAUAGUUCAUUUAGAAGAUGCGAAAUAAUAGACGCAAACGUCAACU
This is a messenger RNA of Aspergillus fijiensis CBS 313.89, 7631 nucleotides long. Its product is annotated as putative polyketide synthase. Gene Ontology annotation, molecular function: acyltransferase activity; phosphopantetheine binding. Bases 1 to 7545 code for a protein of 2514 amino acids. NCBI's taxonomy places the organism in Eukaryota, Fungi, Ascomycota, Eurotiomycetes, Eurotiales, Aspergillaceae. The transcript has 4 exons. The record is from RefSeq and is a predicted model, not a curated record.